Molecule: messenger RNA, 1374 nt
Organism: Monomorium pharaonis (pharaoh ant)
Lineage: Eukaryota; Metazoa; Arthropoda; Insecta; Hymenoptera; Formicidae
Exons: 1
Coding region: 1-1374 (457 amino acids)
Biological process (GO): DNA integration
Molecular function (GO): nucleic acid binding
Source: RefSeq, a predicted model, not a curated record
AUGCUUUCCACGCAGGAGUUAACCGAGGCCGAAACCCGCAUAUUAAAGGCGAUUCAAGAAACUUCAUUUAAAGAUGAUAUCGACCGUAUCUCAAGAUCGGAGAAUGUCAAAGGCUCAAGAUUAGCAGCUCUCAAUCCCAUUCUCGACGAAUUAGGCUUGCUUCGCGUUGGCGGCAGGCUGCGAAAUGCGGAUAUCCCCAUUUCACAGAAACAUCCCAUUUUAUUACCUUCACGUCAUCACAUUACCGAUCUAAUUAUCCGCCAAACUCACAAGAAAAAUUUUCAUUCAGGUAUACAGACAACGCUAUAUGCCAUUCGCCAGCGAUUCUGGAUACCUGACGGAAAAAAUCAGGUAUGCAAAAUCGUAAGGCAGUGCACGCGGUACAUAAAAUUUCGCGCGACUCCUGUCAAAUAUAAGAUGGCAGACUUACCAAAAUCGCGGGUGCAGGAGGCAAGGGCCUUCCACCACACCAGUAUCGAUUUUUUCGGUCCGAUCUUCAUAAAAGAGAAAAAACAUCAAAAUCGCGGACGAGUUAAAGUGUACGGCUGCGUUUUUAUUUGUAUGACGACCAAAGCCGUACACAUCGAGAUUGUAAGCGAUCUAACGACCGAGGCAUUCAUCGCAGCGUUAAAAAGAUUUAUAGGUCACAGAUCCAUUCCCGCUAGAAUUUACUCAGACAACGGAACGAAUUUUGUAGGCGCAAGAAACCAACUCCGUGAGUGGUACGCCCUAUACGAAUCAGACGAGUUCAAAUCCAAAGUCAACGAUUUCGUUACGAGCAACAAAAUUUCGUGGCAUUUUAAUCCGCCCCUCUCACCUCAUUUCGGAGGAAUCUGGGAGGCGGCGGUCAAGUCCUUUAAACAUCAUUUUAGAAGAGUAGCGGGAGAUCUGUUCACUUAUGAAGAGCUGAAUACAUUAGCCAUCGAAAUCGAGGCGAUACUCAAUUCGCGACCUUUGUGCCCUAUCUCAUCCGACCCGAAUGAUCCACUAGCAUUAACGUCUGCACAUUUAUUAGUAGGGCAACCGAUGACCAUGCUGCCCGAAGAUAACUAUUUAUCUGUUCCAGCAAAUCGUCUGUCGUCCUGGCGACUAAUUUUGAAGGCCGGCCAAGACUUUUGGCGCAGGUGGCAAACAGAAUAUCUAAAUGAAUUACAGAAGCGGCAGAAAUGGCACGGCUCGAAUGCCGGUCUCCAACAAGGCAACGUCGUUAUUCUUAUGGAUAAGAAUUUACCAUGUAUGCAGUGGCAGUUGGGGCGAAUAGUGGAGACACAUCCAGAAGACGACGGCGUGAUCAGGGUGGCAACGAUCAAGAUAUCACAUGGAUUGAUCAAACGCAACACAACGACAAUUUGUCCGCUUCCGGACGUAACGUGA